AUGGAUGAUUACAUGAUAAUUGCAGCCCUGAUAUCAUCAAGCUUGUUGUCUUUGACCGAGUGUCAAGCUGUUGUACAUGGCUACGGUCGACACUGGAAGACCCUCAACCCCGAUGCUCGCAUGACCGCACGCAAGUGGUUCUACGGUGCCAACAUAAUGUACAAGGUCGUUCUUAUGUUCAACAAGGCAUCUAUCGCGUGUCUGUACUACCGGAUCUUCGCCGUUUCCCAGAACUCGUUCCGCACCGCCUGCCACCUGAUGAAUGCUUGGAUUCUUUGUUCUAGUCUCGCCUUCAUCAUUGCAACUGUCUUUCAAUGCACACCAGUCGCCGGUUUUUGGGAUAGGAGCAUUCCAUUUAAGUGCUUCAAGAACAAGCCCUGGUGGAUUUCCUACGCCACUACACAGAUCUCAACCGAUUUCGUGCUACUCCUGAUGCCUAUACCGCAAAUCGUGACCCUUUCAAUGGGCCGCACCGAGAAACUUGGAAUUUGUCUGGUGUUUGGCACUGGUGCUUUCGUCACCUUCGCAUCUAUCUACCGUGCGACCACAAUAGCGGCAUCUGCAAGCGAUCCCGAUCCAACAUGGGGGCCAAUUCCCGCUACUAUAUGGUCUGUCGUUGAGGCCAACGCCGGCAUCGUUUGCGCGUGUCUUCCUAUGCUUCGUAGCCCCUUCGUUCGACUGUUGGGACCUGUGUUUGGUCGUACACGCAAAGAAACACGGCCAGAUGGAUCGUAUCAUCUCACAUGGAGGAGCGACAAGCCGAAUGCAUCAGCCAAUAUCUCGAGUCGCAAACGAGCCGCCGACGAAACCAUCAUGGAUCCUGAUCGCGACAGCGAAGACGGUAUCAUGACUAGCGAAGCUGGCGCCACGAUUCAAAAGAACGGAAGCAGGAUAAUGACCCGGAGCCGCAGCCCGAGUGGUAUCUUCGUCAGGAAGGAAUUCAGCGUGGACGAUAAUCUUUCCAAAACGAAAAGCGACGCCGAAAGAAGCACUGUAGGAAGUGUCAGUGAAGACAAAUCAAGAGGGAAGGCCCCAUACUCUCACAUUUGA
Molecule: messenger RNA, 1050 nt
Organism: Ascochyta rabiei
Lineage: Eukaryota; Fungi; Ascomycota; Dothideomycetes; Pleosporales; Didymellaceae
Exons: 3
Coding region: 1-1050 (349 amino acids)
Source: RefSeq, a predicted model, not a curated record